GUAUAAGAAGCUCCUCUCUCUCUCUCUGGCAGAGCCGAGCCGAGCAGGCACCGAGAGGAAGAAGGACCCUCCUGAGGGGCAUGGGGCGGCGGCAGCAGCCUUCCUGACGGAGAAGAGAGCAGCCCGGCCUCGCAGGGCUCGGGAGGGGCCCCCAGCUCCAAGGCAGCCCCGGGUUCAAGAGGGAGGGAGGGAGGGAAGAGGAGGAUGACCUGGCCCUAGCAGGACAAGGCUGGGCUCCUGGGCGGACAGAGGGAAGGAAAGAAGGAAGGAAGCCCUCGCCUCCGGAGCCGCCUCCCUCUCAGCCCCCAGCACCACCACCAGCAGCACCGGUCGCCCUCACGGGCUGAGCAAAAAUGACCGUCAAAGCUGCAAGAAUGUCAUGCAUUGCUCCAAAUGUUUAUACUAAAGUGCCUGAUGGAGGAUGGGGCUGGGUUGUGGCUUUUGCUUUCUUCUUUGUGGAGGCCCUGACAUACGGAAUCAUCAAGUCUUUUGGAGUCUUCUUUACAGACUUAGUGCAAAGUUUUGAAGAAACCAAUAGCAGGAUAUCAUGGAUAAUCUCAAUAUGUGUGUUUGUACUAACAUUUACAGCUCCUCUUUCUACAGUACUAGCCAAUCGUUUUGGUCAUCGUUUGGUGGUGAUUAUUGGAGGUUUGCUGAUAAGCACUGGAAUGGUUGGAGGCUCCUUUGCACGCACUGUUACUGAAAUGUACAUUUCCAUUGGCAUAAUCUCGGGACUAGGAUACUGCCUUACCUUUCUCCCAACCGUCACCAUUCUGUCACAGUACUUUGACAAAAAGCGCUCAUUAGUCACAGCUGUAGCUUCCACAGGAGAAUGCUUUGCUGUCUUCUCUUUUGCACCAGCUAUCACUGCUUUGAAAGAACACAUUGGCUGGAGAUACAGCCUCUUGUUUGUUGGUCUGCUGCAGCUUGGAAUUGUUGCUUGUGGAGCACUGCUACGACCCAUCAUAAUCAAAGCACAGGAAGUAGUAAAAGUCUCCCCAGUGGAAGAGCGAAGAGAGACAAAGUACAUGCUUGAAAAUGAACAGACCCGCACCUCAAUAGAUUCCAUUGACUCAGGAGUAGAAAUAACUACCUCACCUCGCAACAUGUCUGGAGAUGCCAAACUGGAACUGAAAAAUGAAGAAGAACCAAAGGAAAACACUGAGAUGCUUACACAAUCUAGUAGCAUUCCAACCAAGGAACCAAAAAUCCAACUGCUAGACUUCUCCGUGUUGAAAGACUAUAGCUUUAUUUGUUAUGCACUUUUUGGUUUGUUUGCUACUCUGGGAUUCUUUGCCCCUUCCCUAUACAUCAUCCCCCUCAGCAUGAGCCUCGGAAUCGACAAGGACCACUCUGCAUACAUCUUGUCAGCAAUGGCAAUCGCGGAGGUCUUUGGCAGAAUCAGCGCUGGCUGGGUCCUCAACAAAAAACCUAUUCGGAAAAUUUACAUUGAACUCAUAUGUGUCAUUCUGCUGGAUAUUGCCCUCUUUGCCUUCCCACUUGCUUAUGAAUUUUGGGGACUAAUGAUGUGUAGCAUUUUCUUCGGUUUUAUGCUUGGAACUGUAGCAGGCACACACAUUCCUAUGCUGGCUGAAGAUGAUGUAGUUGGCAUUGAGAAGAUGUCGUCUGCUGCAGGAGUUUAUGUAUUUAUUCAAAGUUUAUCAGGGUUGGCUGGACCACCCCUUGCAGGUGUGCUAGUGGAUACUACGAAGAAUUAUAGUUCUGCAUUCUAUUCUUGUGCUGCUGGUAUGCUGUUGGCUGCUGUAUUUCUUUCUUUGGUGAGGCCUUGCAAAAACUUACAGUGUCCAAGUAAGAAGCAACCCAUACACGAGAAUGUGUCACAGACUUUGCAGCAAGUACCAGAUGACUUCAUAGAACCUGAUCUUGCUUAAAAUGAGGAUUCUGAAAGAGGUUGUGAUAGUAUGGCUUGAAUUUUAAAAUACACACCAUGUUUAAAGACUUGGGCAAAAGCAAGUCAGCUCCAAUCCACCUUCUAAAAACUAUAUUUUUUAAAGGGAAUGCAAAAUCAAAAAAAUGUGAACAGAUGCUAUCAAUCCUUUCAGAAAUAUUAACGUUAAUUUGUAAACACCUGGAAUGCUAAAUUUGUUCACACACUCCUGUCCAGCAUGAAGUUGUGGUUCAAAAUUCUCAUAUUUUCAAGCAGACACAUGAAACAUAUGAAUUCAAAAUAAUUGGGGGGGGGGAUCAUUUAUGGUGAAAGAAAAAUGUAAUAUGGGUCACGUAUCAGAAACUCACUUACCAACCUUUUUUAUUGCCUGCUAAGAUUUCAUACCAAGAAACCUUAUUCUGUCAAUCAGCAAGAAAAGAAUGAUGACACAAGAGAUGAUUUGGUGAAAGAAAUCAUUCUGAACUUUUUAGUUUUCUUAUCAGAUCAAAAAGUUUAUUCUAGAUUUUCAGGGGAAGGGGUGUUGGGGUAGAUGGCAUAGUUAGAGCAGGGGUGGUGAAUCUGUGAUUCUCCAGAUGUUGGACUCCAUCUUCCAUAACUCCUAACCUACAUAGCCAGUAGCUAAGGAAGGUGAAAGUUGGAAACCAGCAAAAUCAGGAAACCACAGGGCUCUCUACCUUAACCUAGAGAAUUAACAGAAUGUUACUUUGUUUUAAAAACUUGUUUGACUUUCUUAAAUGCUUGGAAGUAGGAGGCUACCACUUCUAUUUUAUGGCCAGUUACUAUUUCAGAUAUUUCUUGAGAAUAUUCUGUUUCACUCCAGAUUCCAAUGUUUAUGGUCCAAACUUAUGCUUGCUUAUUCAGAACUUUUUAAGUUUCAUACUUUAAAUAUGAAUUAAACCCAAGUGAGCAUAGCAUUGCAAUCUUAGGUUGCAACCUUGUACCAUUACAUUGGAACACAGAUCCAAAACACACUGCAGAAAUAAUCCAGGUUUAGACCGCUUUACCUGCCCUGGCUCAGUGCUAGGGAAUUCUGGGAACUAGUUUUGUGAUACAUUUGGCCUUCUCUACCAGAGACUGGUAUCCAUCUACAACUCCCAGGAUUCCAUAGUACUGAGCCAGGGAAAUUAAAGCAGUCUCAAACUGGAUUAUUUCUGCAGGGUGUUUUGGACGACAGUCUCUCUGAACUUAGUGGGAUUUGCUUCUAGCAGAUAUAUGUAGGUUGACACUGUUGAAGACUUGUACUCCCCUCUUGGCAGUUGGAAAAACAUGACUUUAAUACAUUUUAAUUUAAAACUAGUAUUUAUUGUUACUUUAAGAAUAUUAGAGGCUGUCUUGUGGGAGCAAAUCUGUGGAUUUUAAAAAACAACCCUUCACUAGUCUUUAUUUUAACAUUAUUUUGUUAAUUGUUCUCGAGAUUAUUUUUAAAUGUGUAAGCAACUAUAAUCAGGAUCUUUUCCUAUUAAGCCGGGUAGAGAGAAAGGCUAUGGCCAAGAUCCAGUAAAUUUGCUGGUGUACUCACCAGGGGCAGAGGCUGCUCUGUCUUCCUCCCUUCCUCCCCAGGUGCACAACUUCAGUCAGAAGACUUGCAGGCACCACAAUAUUCCCCCGGCUACUGAUCAGAUGCAGGGAUGCACCUAAGUGUAUGCCAGCUGCCCUUGCACACCUCAGGAAGAAGCAUCUUUCCCUAGCAUAAGGCUGCUCAUUCCUCUCAGGGUAUAUGAGGACAGCUGUAAUACAUAUGGAUGCAUCUACAUAGCCAGUUAAUGGCUGAUGUGACUCAACUGCACCUGUAAGCCCUCCCCAGUUGCUGUUACACACCUGGACCAAGUGGUGUUGCAUAGGGAAGUACAAGAUACUUCCUUCUGCAACAUUCAAAGAAAAACAUAUGGUGGCAUAACAGAGUGCCAUGCCAGUAUAUGAGACCAAGAGGAUUAUAGCCAAUGUCUUUUAAAAAUGAACCUCAUCCAUGCUUUUCUGGAGUACAAUCCCUGAAGUACCAAAACUACAGUUCUGGUUGGCAAAUGUGCUGAAGGCAGGGUCCUGAUCACUUGAAGUUAGGUACAGUGGGCUUAGUAACCACUGGAGUUUGGUCCCAGGACCCUCUGUAGAUACCUAAAUCCAUGGAAGCUCAUCCUGUUAUAUAAAUAGCAAAGUAAAAUGGUGUCCCUUAAAUAAAAUGGCAAAAUCAGUUUGUUCCUUGGGAAUUUAUAUAUUUUCUAAAUAUUUUCAAGCUGGGGUUUGUUGAUAAAGAAUAUGUGGAUACAGAGGGCCAACUGUAUUGUAUUAAGAGCAUUUAUGUAGUAAGUGAGGAGUCUGAACUUAAAUGUUUACUGAGGCCUGUUACAGACUGCCAAAAUAAAGCUGCUUCGGGUCUCUUUGGAAGCAUGCUGUUUAAAUGAUGCAUGCAUCCUAAGAAUCCAG
Messenger RNA from Sceloporus undulatus (fence lizard), 4330 nucleotides. It is a transcript of the gene SLC16A6, whose product is annotated as solute carrier family 16 member 6. Gene Ontology annotation, molecular function: monocarboxylic acid transmembrane transporter activity. Lineage: Eukaryota; Metazoa; Chordata; Lepidosauria; Squamata; Phrynosomatidae. The coding region runs from base 354 to 1892 and encodes 512 amino acids. The record is from RefSeq and is a predicted model, not a curated record. The transcript is spliced from 6 exons. Gene Ontology annotation, biological process: monocarboxylic acid transport; transmembrane transport.